Gilbertella persicaria is the source of this 382-nucleotide messenger RNA. RefSeq lists its product as uncharacterized. Gene Ontology annotation, cellular component: oligosaccharyltransferase complex. The transcript is spliced from 2 exons. Lineage: Eukaryota; Fungi; Mucoromycota; Mucoromycetes; Mucorales; Choanephoraceae. The coding region runs from base 17 to 343 and encodes 108 amino acids. The record is from RefSeq and is a predicted model, not a curated record.
GUUGUGAAAAAGUUAAAUGCUUUUUGAAAAUAAUAAUAGAAGCUUGGAAAGCCUUUACCAAACAAAAUCUAUGCAUAGGAAAAGAACUCUCCAAGCUUAUAAGAAGGAAAAGUCUGGUCGAUCAAAGGUGUGUCUUGAAAGGGGUGUGUCUAAACCCAAAUUCAAAAGACGUAGUGGAUUAGAAUUGGACCAUUUUACUCUUUUUCUUUCUUUCCAAACUAUAAAAAGCAUGGUUUCAGACGUUCAACUUUCUCUUAUUGCUAAUACACUUGGUGUUGUUACCAUGGUCUUGAUUGUCGCCUACCACUACAUUUCUGUCAACGACAAGUCCAAGUCUUUAUAAGCUCGCCUUUAUAUACCAACAUACUUGAUCAAUAAACGU